Molecule: messenger RNA, 1628 nt
Organism: Pangasianodon hypophthalmus (striped catfish)
Lineage: Eukaryota; Metazoa; Chordata; Actinopteri; Siluriformes; Pangasiidae
Gene: sftpba
Product: surfactant protein Ba
Exons: 13
Coding region: 45-1106 (353 amino acids)
Biological process (GO): sphingolipid metabolic process
Cellular component (GO): lysosome
Source: RefSeq, a predicted model, not a curated record
CAGUGAAGAACUUCUCCAAACUGAAGAGCAGACUGAAAAGAGACAUGACCUUCCCCAGGAUCCUGCUGCUUUUAUUCCUUCCACUUCUUGGCAUUGCCAAAGCAGGGAUGCUCAGUCCAGAAGCAGUGCAGGUUACUAAUGUCCUUAAGGAUGAUGAAGCCUGCCAAGACUGUAUCCAAAUCAUAGACAUCCUGAAACACUUGCUAUUGGAUGAAGAGUUCCAGAAUCAGGUUCAGACAAAGCUGAAGAGCACUCUGGAGAAGGUGUGUGACUCGCUGCCUGCGCAGAUUACGCAGCUGUGCCACAAUGAGGUGGACAAAAACCUUCCUCUUGUCUUCACCUUCCUCACCGAACUGAUGAACCCUAGACAAGUGUGCACUUACUUUAACCUGUGUGAAGGCGAGCUCAAGCUGCAGAUGGAGGACAUUUUGAUGAAUUACAUAGAGAAGAUCAUCACACCCUCUACUGUCAUGCUGGAGGCCUCGUUCCCAUGCAGCGUUUGCACAUAUGCUUUGAAUGUGCUGGACUGUCUCCUACCCACAGCACAGACAGAGAGUUUUGUGAUCGGUGUGUUGGAUGAAGUGUGUUCCCUCCUCCCCUUCCUCUUAAGAAGUCAGUGCUCACAGCUGGUUCAGAGAUCAGUGAAAAUGCUGCUUGAGGUGCUCCUGAACGCAGCAUCGCCCAACUCCAUCUGCUCUGUGUUCUGUCGCAGCUCAGCUCGACCCAGUAACAUGGUGUCUCCUCUCUCGGACUGUGACUCGUGUCUGACUCUGGUCGUCCUGUCUCGUCUCCAUUUGGGCUCGAACGCCACUCAGCCUCAGGUUACCUCCUUCCUGCGCUCCGUGUGCCAGUCGCACCCUGGCAUCCUACCCAAGUGUGAGAGUUUUACUCAGCGCUAUGGUGAGAAACUCCAGGGGAUUCUGGGUAAAGAGGCAGUGGCUUUGGAUGUGUGUGAGAGAGCUGAUCUGUGUAUGGGGAUUAAGAGGACGGAGAAGGGAGACAUUGGUGACCCCUGCACACUGGGGCCGAGCUACACCUGCCGAGAUCUACAAACUGCUCACACCUGUGGGGUUGUCUCUUUCUGCCGGAUGAACGUGUGGAAGUAGAAGUCUGUUCUCUGUUGGAUUUCAGCUUCACAGCCGCUUCUCAUCACAACAUCAGCCACACAGAAUCUAAACAUGCAGUCUAAAAGGAUUUUACAGAACUGUCCAUGUUUGCUUUUCUAAUCUGGGCUACGAGGUGAACCUGAGCUCUGACCUGCUAUUGUUUAGACAAAUACGAUAAAGUGAUAAGAUAAAAUCAGCCAUCGAGGCAGUUUAUUCUGACUCUUCAGCCAUUAUUAAUUUAAUGCUCAUGAUGUGUUUUUUCUUUUGAUUACUUUCACAACCAGCUUUUCUAAAAGUCAGCUGAACAAGAUAAAAUGAUGGGCUUAUGAACAAGCUGAGCCUUUUAAACUCUGGACACCACUGUUACAUUCAGGUGUUUUUCUAGGUUAAGUCCUUUUUUUCUGCCUCUGUAAUCUUGCAAGUAUCAACAGUAAUUUUUGUCUUUGUUUAUAUAAAAUGAUUGAAGACUUGAUUGUCAUGACUGCAUUAAUAUUAAACUAUGUAAAGAGUUUCUAGUGUGUG